Bacillus rossius redtenbacheri is the source of this 2650-nucleotide messenger RNA. RefSeq names its product zinc finger BED domain-containing protein 4-like. Gene Ontology annotation, molecular function: protein dimerization activity; DNA binding. The record is from RefSeq and is a predicted model, not a curated record. The transcript is spliced from 2 exons. Bases 481 to 2331 code for a protein of 616 amino acids. Lineage: Eukaryota; Metazoa; Arthropoda; Insecta; Phasmatodea; Bacillidae.
UUUGCAAAUUGAGUGUGCCGAAUUCAUGAGUUACAUUUUAAGGAACUGCCAAAAAGUAAAUAUUAUCAUAAAAAUAAAACUAUCCCAAAAGUAAAAUAAAUUGUAAUGAAAGUGAUUUUAAAAUAUUGUUAAGUUUGCUUUCAAUGAUUAUAUACCCUCUUUUAUCGCAUAAUUGUCGCACUCGCAUAAAUGUCUAGGCAUGUGCGAAGCUUCGAUAGUACAAUCGAAUUCGAAGUUUUUUUAAUAUUCGAUAACACUUCGAAACGAUAUGAAGUAUUCGCAUUAAACGAAGCUUCGUCGUAUCAUUCAAGUUGUGACGUCACGUGCGAUUUAUUUUCUGUUAACUUCGGAAGAUCGACCUAUCGCUCGAACGUGACGUCACUAUCGAUUAAUCUAAAGUGUUGUGUAAGUAAACACAACUAAAUUGCUGCAUUUGUCGACUACCGUGGGUUUUCAUAAUUUUAUCUAACGAAAUUAAAAAUGGAUAAAGGUGCAGACGGUUCAUUACAAGCGAAAGAAGUACCGUCAAAAAGAAAGAAACGUAGUGCAAUAUGGAAUUAUUUCACAGAUGUUGGCGAUUGCUCCGCACAAUGCGAUUGUUGCAAACAGUCGUUCAAAUGUCCGCGUGGCACUACAACAACACUUCAGAACCAUUUGGAGGCAAAACAUGCUGUGUUGUACAAGGAACUAAUGAAAGACAAAGAAAAAAUUCAUGAGCUUGAAGGAACUUGUGCAAAAAAAAAACCAGUGCUGCAGCCUACUUUAACUGAAAUGUUCAGAAGUACGCAGAAGAUGUCACCAUCCGACCCUAAAGCACAGAGCAUAACCAAACAAAUUGCCAAAAUGGUGGCAACAGAACUUUUGCCGUAUGAGUUUGUAGAAGGGUGUGGAUUUAAAGAGUUAAUGGGUCACAAAAAUGUUGCACCUACAUACACAGUACCAUGUAGAACUACAUUUUCUGAACAUUAUAUUCCAGCUCUUUAUGAGGAAACAAAACACUCUCUCAAGAAAAUGCUUGUACAAGAUUUACCAACAAUAUCAUCCAUUGCAUUUACAUCUGAUGGCUGGACUUCUCGCUCAACUGACAGUUACAUUAGCCUUACCUGUCAUUAUCUCCGACCUGACUUCACGUCUGUGUCAUUUGCAAUGAGUAACACUGUUGUAAAUGAAUCCCACACAAGUGUUCAGGUGGCUACUACCAUAAAAAAUGUUCUUAUUGACUGGGAAAUUGAUCCAGCAGUGACAUCUAUCCCAUUAUUCUGCAUCACUGAUAAUGCCCAUAAUUUCAGACAGGCUUCUGUGUCAUUAUUUAAAGAUGGUUCCAGAUCAUGUUUUGCUCACACCCUUCAAAUUGCAAUUGAAAACAGUAAGAAUGAUUGCCCGGGUACAACCACACUUCUUAGUAAGGCCAGGAGUAUAGUUGGUCAUUACCGAAGAAGCACUCGUGCUAGGAAAAGACUUCACACAUUCCAGGAACAGUUGAACAUGCCAAAACUAGAAGUAAUUCAACAUAUUGAUACACGUUGGUGUUCAGAGUACCAAAUGCUCAAGAGACUGCUGGAAAUGAAACCUGCUCUUGUAGCCGACCACGUGAACUCUGGCGAUACAGACAUGCUGACCGCCUUGGAAUGGAAACAUGCUGAAAACUUUGUUCAAGUUUUACAACCACUUGCAGAAGCCACAGAAGAAAUGAGUGGAAACACUUAUCCAACAUUGUCCAUGAUCAUUCCAGUACUUCACUGUCUUCUUUGUAACCUUGAAUCACACAUCACUGCCAAAAAAGAUGGCAUGACACUUGCAAGAGCAUUGCAUAAAAAUCUAAAGUCAAGAUUUCCGAACUACAUGCAAGAACCCCUACAGCGUGCUGCAAUGUUGGUUGAUCCAAGAUUUAAAGGAGUGCUUCUAUCUACAAUUGAAUCGGAAGCCAUUCUUUUGUCAGAGAUAAAAAGUUUAAAAACUGAUUCCAAUCCUGUACAAGAGGCUAAAUCUAGCAUUCCAAACUCUGCACCAACAUCUUCUCUAUGGGCUGUCUUCGAUAGUAUUCCAAUGCAAGAAAAUAAAGAUUAUGAUGAAGGAGAAGAAGAAGUGCGGAGGUACCUAAAAGAACCUCGUAUCAACAGACAUGACAAUCCAUUAAAUUGGUGGAAAAAUGAAGGUACAAAGUACCGAUAUUUAUCCAAAGUAGCUCUGAAGUAUCUGGGGGUUCCUUCCACACAAGUAAAUUCAGAGCGUCUCUUUUCAGCAGCUGGAAAUGUUGUUUCAGCACGAAGAGAAAACUUGCUACCUCAGCAUGUCGAGCAAUUGGUGUUUUUACAUGCCAACUUGAAAUAAAAGCUAACCUGUUGACCGGAUAUAAGAGCCUAGUGUGUAAAUCUUUCAAUGGUGUUUUGUGUGUGUAUAGUAUUAGUCAUUUUUAAAUAUUUGUAGAACAUACUUCGUUUUGUUUGUUCUCCAAUUGAACAUGGGGGUUAAAUAAUUUUUCCCAGUGUUAUAAAAAUUUAUUAAACUUAAAACAAUGAAAACUUUUUGAUGAUUGAAAAGAACAGUGAUUAAUUUAAGAUGUGCAAUUGUGUACAUGUACAUGUUUUUAUGUAGAGAUUUUUCAAAAUGAAUUACAUGCUUCAUGUUUGUAAAUAGAACUUAAAUUAAA